Cydia amplana is the source of this 1209-nucleotide messenger RNA. RefSeq names its product zinc finger protein 84-like. Gene Ontology annotation, biological process: regulation of transcription by RNA polymerase II. The transcript has 2 exons. The record is from RefSeq and is a predicted model, not a curated record. NCBI's taxonomy places the organism in Eukaryota, Metazoa, Arthropoda, Insecta, Lepidoptera, Tortricidae. The coding region runs from base 44 to 1111 and encodes 355 amino acids. Gene Ontology annotation, cellular component: chromosome. Gene Ontology annotation, molecular function: chromatin insulator sequence binding.
AGUUGAAGACUUUUCAAUCAAGUCAGAGCCGCCAUAUGAUGAGAUGAAGGAUGAGUUGUCAGAGACAGACGUUGAGCGGCCCCCUUUCGAGAUCGCCAUGGCCAGUUCCGGUAGAGAGAAACCAUACACCCGCGAAGAAUGUCACAAGGGCUUCAAAAAGAAGUGUGUUGUAAAGAAAGACAUGCAAGAAACGCACUUAUUGUCCGAAACUUCGUGUGAUUCAAUAAUGACCCAGGAAAAAAACAAUAGUGAUUCUUGUCGUUCCACAAUACAUAAGAAAAAAGAACAUGGUGUUGAGAAUUUGACGCGGAAGGCUAAAUUAAAACGCCGCAAAGUAAAAAAACUUCUAAAUUGUAAUCAUUGUAGUUACACCAGUCCGUAUAAAAGUAGAAUACUCCGACAUCAGACGAUACACACAGUAAAAAGCCUUUUUAAUUGUAAUCAUUGCAGUUACACAAGUUCGUAUAAAGGAAGAAUGCUCCGACACCAAAGGAGACACACAGACGUAAAGCCUUUUUUGUGCAACAAUUGUGCUUAUCAGUGCAAUUCAAAAAAACACUUGCAAAUUCAUCUGAUGAUACACACUGGCGAAAAGCCUUUAAACUGCAGCAUUUGUGACUUUAAAUGUAGACGAAAAGCAGAUUUACGAUUACAUGAGAUGAUACAUAGCGGUGAAAAACCUUAUCAAUGCAGGCAAUGUGAUUACAAGUGUACUAGUAAAUGUCAUUUACGAAGACACGAGGGUAUACAUCCUGGAACGAAAAAUAAAUCGCAUAAAUGUACUCAUUGUGACUACCAAACCCAUGAUAAGUCACAUUUGAACCGUCACCUGAUGAUACAUACAGGUGAAAUGCCUUUUAAAUGUGACUUUUGCGAUUAUCAGUGUCGAAAAAAAGAGCACUUGCGUUAUCACCAAACUAAACAUACGGGUGAAAAACCCCAUAAAUGUAGCUAUUGUGACUUUAGAUGUACUCGGAAAUCAGAUAUACCGGCUCACGAGCGUAUACACACUGGUGAAAGGCCUUACAAGUGUAAACACUGCAGCUAUGCGUGUCGGCAGAAACAUGUUUUAGUUGGACAUAUAAAAUCCAAACAUCCUGGUAAACAAUGAGAAAUUUUACAAAUGUAAUUAGUAAAGCUACGCGGGUUGAUAUUCAAAAGCAUGUUUUACAUGGAGACAAAGUCGAAUCAACCUGAUUGAACACCUUA